UGUUUGUUGAACUGUGUUCCUCGAUUAAAAUCCAAUUUGUCAGUUGGUAAUUAUGUCCUACAUAAUCAAAUAAAUUACCGGGAUCUACUUCAGUAUCAGGCAUUAAGUGAACUGGUUUCAGAUGAUGGAAGACUUACUUUUACAAAUCGCUAAUGAAGCAAGUGGCCAAAAGUUUACCGACUUGAAGAAAGCAUCACAGGAUGCAUAUGACUUUUUGGAAUCCCAACAAGGACUAAUUAGAGACCCAGCACAUGAAUUACGAGCAAAAUGUCUUCACGCUUUCAAACUGGCUUUGGAAACCAAACGAAGCAAGUUUGUUGCAUUUGGACUCACCGGUCUUCACAGGUUACUACGAGAUGACCGUUUCCAAUCCAACUUUGAACCCGAAGAUGAUUCAUUGUGGCUGCCAUCACAACUACUUCAUGCGAUAUCAUCCUUUCCCUCCCAGUCAGAUGACACCCAAGUAGAUAUGUUGAAGGUCCUACUCAAUGUGGCUUGUUCGUCAUACUGGACCAUGAACGGAAGAAUUAUCAUCCAGAUAUUAACCUUGUGCAGUGAAGCCUACGAGUCCGGCAACCAAGCCAUCAGAACCGCGGCUCAGGCAGCCACCAGCCAGACUUUGCGCUCCUUCUGUAACAUGCUGGAUGAAGAAUCCCAAGAAACCAUUCAAAGCUCACAGCUCAGGGAGGUUGGAAGUGGAGGCAUUGACUGCUUCAAUGAAGUGAUUCCUAUCUUACAAUUCAUCUGCAGCAAACUCGACGAAGCCCAGAGCACUGACCGCAGCAGCCACAGUGUUGUGUUCCUACUAGAAUGUCUACACACGUUGGUGUCCAGUCUACCUCAGAGUAUCCACGCAAAUCGUCACUUCACUGCUUUUCUCUGGCAGAAGCUAUGUCCAGCCUUGAUAGCGUUCCUGGGAUCCCCUCGUGUCGACAAGAAGAUAGUCUCACGCCAAGACCGGCCAGCCGGAGGGGAAGCUGAAGUAGGCAGAGGCUCUGGUGGUCUCCCGUCUGCUCCUAGUUUUGACACUUACCAAGCCAAGACAGUCUAUAGUAUUGGCAGUCAGUUGGUGAGACUGGUAGGAUGCGUAGGAUCUCUGCGACCAGUUCUGGAGUCAGUCUACUACCGUAUGCUGCUCUACCCUCCUCCUCAACACAGGCUAGAGGCACUCAAAGCCUUAAGAGAACUUCUCCGCAGCCCUAGCAGGAUGGUGGACUUUGCUGGACCAAUCUUGGUGGAGGAUGAGAAGGGCUGUCAACAGAGUGAUAUGGCAUUGACUAGACUAGUGAUGGACUCCAUAGAGGAGUGUAGCCAGUGCAGUGACCCGGCCAUGGUGCACACUAGUGCCUCCUGUAUAGUUGCUAUGUUAGCUACACUGCAGGAGCUGUCCACUGGCAAGGGAGUCACCACCAAGUACAUGGACAAGAUCAACGCAUUGUACCCAACACUCAGACAUUGCGACUACAGAGGUGCCCUGACGUAUGAGAGCAUGGCCAGACUGCCCCACCUGUACCUGGAGAAGGAGAUGAACAAAGACAACACAGCUGAUGAGCAGAGUGAUAGAGAGAGCAGUAGUAGCAGUGGACACUCGUCUGGGCCUACCGAGGGGCCGGAGGAGGACUAUCAGAUAGACUCUGAUAUGGAUGAGCUGGAAGCUGAGGCAGAGAGGAGAAGAGAGGAAAGAGAAGCGCAGAGGUUGGAGAAGCUACAAGAGGCAAAGACAAUGCAAGAUGAGGACACUCAGUUUUUGAUGCCAGCAGAGUCAAUGGAUGGGGAGCGCCACAACGCCAGAUACUUCAUGAGUACCCUGGUCAACCUGGUUCCUUCCUUACUGCCUCUGAGGUCGUCCAUCCAGGUGGACGAAGCACUUCAGGAGUUUGCUUCUAAAUAUUGUCAAGAACAAUACGCGAGAAAAGACUUCAAUGGUACCAUCAUGAACGCUGAUGGAAUCUACCUCGCCACCUACGCCGCUCUUCUGCUUAACUUGAAGUUAAUACAACAAGGAUACUACGACAAUGACACAAAGAAUAUUCCCUUGAAUGAGAUGGAGUUUGUACAAGAAGUCCAUGACAGCGGAGUGUUGGUCUACCUUAGUGCUACAUGGCUGUCAGAGUUGUAUCAGCUGGUACUCACUGUCUCUCCUCUACAGAACUACAGUCCAGAGAGUUCCGACACUCCGGCGCUUAUAAACUUGUUAACAGACCUGGACGGCCUAGGCAGCAGUCAGCAAGGUGGACAAAUGCUAUCAGACUUCCAGAAGCUAGAGAGAGCAACAACGAGAGUGGAGGUCAGCCCAGAGGUUGAGGCAGGUGUGAAGUUGUGUCGACGAGUUCUUACGUGCAGUUGGGACUCGAUGUUGACUGUGUUGUCUGCACCGCUGAAGGAGCCGUCCCUGUCCACCAAGGGCUCUCGCAAGGUGUCUGCGAUGCUGCUGCUCAGCAAUGAGGCAGCCAAAGAUGCGCUGCGUAGGGACGCAGUUGUCUGCAGCCUCGAUGCGUUGCAGCGUGCGGCAACUCUCAGUAACGUUCUCGGAAUGCAGAGCAGGUGUGGAGGGAUAUUCUCUCUACUGGCGUCCGCCUCAUGUCCUGACGAUGGUGAUGUUACGCUGUUUCCCCAGCAGAGUUCUCCACUAGCUUUGGCUCUCUUGCAGAGACAAAAGAAGCUGCACGCCUCUCACGCUCUCAGCAUGGACGUUAUACUGUCCCGAGGUCUGGAGCUCGGCAGUCACGCAUCGGACUGCUGGAAGCAUGUGUUCAGAUGCUGCCUCCAUAUUAGUCAGUUGGAACACAGAUUCUUCUCCCAGUCCAGUCAGCCCGCUGGCCUCUCUAUGACCAAGAUGACCUCUAAUCCCAAGCCUCCCUCCACUUCCAGCCUAGACAAGAUGUCUGCCGCAGACAGACUCCAGUUCAGCUUCACUCCGGACGACGACGAUGAAGUGUGGGUAGAUGUAUAUAGUUUCUUGGCUACCAGCAACACAGCAAUCACCACACAAACUGUAGCAGAGCUGAUUUGUGAGAGCAAGGUAGACAGCACAUCUCAUGGCAUUCUCAGUCAGGACUAUGCAGCCAGGAUCAUAUGUGUCCUCUCUCAGGCUGUGGACAAACUGUUUGAAGAAGCAGCACUAAAGCUGAAUCUGCAGGCCCUGACGAGCUUCAUGCAGGCGUUGUGUAAGGCAUCCCAAGGCCAACUGUUCUCCCGCCACCCUCUAGCCCGUGUAGGGCCCCAGGGGCCCCGCAAGUGGUGGGCCCCAGUGCGGCUGCCUCGGCCGUGGGCCCCUCACGAUGCAGACACCUCCCUGCUGCUCACACGAGUGGGGCAAGUCAUGUUGAAGACUGUGCGUAGUGGCAGACCGUUGGUUCACAUCAUGAGAGUCUGGUCCAUGGUAGGACCUCACCUGAUGGAGGCCGCCUGUCACAAGGAGAGAGUGAUAUCCAAGAUCGCAGUGUCUUCUAUACAUGACACAGUCACAGCUCUUCUGAAUGAGCAGAAUGAGCUUCCGUACUUCCACUUCAAUGAAGCUCUCUUCAAACCAUUUGAGAAUCUCCUCUGCCUAGAGCUGUGUGAUGCUGAUGUUCAGGACCAGAUUGUAAGCUGCAUCUGUGAGUUUGUGGAGGCCAACCAGAACGAGAUCAGAUCAGGCUGGAGGCCACUGUUUGGUGCGCUGCGUGUAGUCAGCAGCAGUCAUCUCGGCUCUCUACUGGAUGUGUUCAGAGUGUUCCUAGACACAAACAACACGCUGGUGUUCUCAAACGCUGCUGUAGACUGCAUCCUGUGUCUGCUCAAACAUGUCAAGGGCAAUGACAACAUGUCAGAUGAACUGUCAGAAGAAGGCUGUAAGGAUGACAAGUCCCUAGAACUGUGUAAGGCUGCUCUCAAGUAUCUGCACCAGUGUAGCGGCAUUCUGGGCUCCAUGUACAACAUGCCUGCCUGCCCCAUGUUCCACACAUCUCACAGGACCCAGAUGACCCUGUCGCCGCAGAGAGUGGACCCGAUCAUCCCCCAGAUGGAGCUCAUGAGGCUAGACCCCGAGGUGGAGGUCGGCCCUACGGGGGAGCUGAGCUACUCUGCCCUGAGUGUGGGGGGAGAGUGUCACGACGUCAGUGCCAUGGACCGGCCCAGCGGAGUACUACGAGUGUGGGUGUUGCUGCUAGAUGGACUGUGUGGAGCCACUGUGGCUGCUUGUCCUCAGUACCAGAGUCACAUACUGGACACUCUGUUCACACUGCUGAGAGAACUGCUGGUACACCCUGGUUUUGAGUUUGGACUGUAUUGCAUCAACCAUCUGCUGUUGCCGAUGGUACAGAACUGGCUACGCAAGACCAGUAGACAGUUCCGGGGGUGGGAUAUCUACAGUGGCAACUUCAAGCAAUGCUGCGGCCUAACUACUGACUUGGUGGUCAAAUACCUCAUCCACCUACAUGAAGCAGACAAGAGCGAGUAUGGCAAUUUGAUGCUGAAGCAACUUGUCUUGUUGAUGGUGGAGUGUGUAGUACAACCUGUGGAAAGUAUAGCAAGACUCGGCUGUGCCUGUCUAAGACACAUUGUCCUGAGUGCAGCUCCGAUACUCAGCUCUUGUCAGUGGGAGGUGAUGUGUCUAGGGCUACACAGAGCUUGUUCUCUCUCCCUGUUCUCUCUACAUCAGCUGAUGGCUGCCUUCCGCCCGGGGUCUCACAGCUUCUACGGGGACGGAGCUCAUGUCAAGGUGGCCGCUCGCAGGGACUCGACCCCUCAGGAGUCUGAGAGGCUGAAACAGCUAGCACAACAGGUGUUCUUGCUGGAAGGCCAGAGAGGAGACUGGGCUGACGAAGGCUCUGAUGAUCGCAGCUACUACCUCCUGCUCUACCCUCAGGACCUGGCUCCCUCAGCCAACCCGGAGCAUUACGUGGUCCGGGUCCCCUUCAGGAACCUCCUCGUGGGACUCCUCUCUCACCAGAUGCUGCUGCAGACUGUAGGAUGCCUGCUGAUACAGGGAACACCUCACGUCAUUCCUAGCCUAGCCAAUGUUCUGCUGCAAUCCCCAUCCGGCACUCCACAUGACAAGAGUAACAACGUGGACCACACUUUACCAGGCAUGAUGCCUUACAUGAGUCAACACCACAUUCAAACCCUCCUGGCAUGUCUGGAUCUUUCAUACGACGCUGCCAUCCAGUUUGACUCAAGACCCGGCUUGAAGUUCUUGAUCCAGAAAGUAGCUGGAAUGGACAGAGCAGCAAACUUGUACCGUCAAGCCGGAGCUGCUUGGAUAUUGAAGGUCGUAACACUCUUUGACCUGAGCCUUCAUGAAGUGAAGAAGUCUGGAGCUACGCUAGACUGUGUGAAGAAAAUCAUAGAGGAGGAAGAUUCCAAACUGAAGCAAGAACUUGAAAAAGUCAAAUCGAGCCCUUUGAGUGAAAGAGGGGACAAGAUUAUGGAAACGCCCCCGUCUGGGAAUUCAGAGAGUGACUGUAACGACAUGACAACAUUCCUGCUCAGAUUGAGGCAGAGCUUUGACAAACUGUGUGACACGUACAUCGACGUUGUACUGGACAAAGAUGGCACACACUCUGCGGUCGAUCGAAUUUCUGAUCAACCCAUAUUUUUCCUGAUUGCGCAAACUGACGAUUUUCCCGAUAUAAAAUGGAAGGAUUUAUCCGACGAGUUGGUAAGUAAUUUUGAAGAGGCUAAAUUAGACGAUCAGGAUUCAGGUGAUGAUGACUCGGAUAGUGAUAAAGAAGAUGAAGAAGAAAAAGCUGUACCCGAGAAGGGGAAAGAUUCGAUUACUGAUCAAGACUCAAAAGUUCAUGACAAUGUGAAGAAACCUUUUAAAUUUGCUGAUCUGGCUCAGCAGUACAAUGACUCAGCGAGUGAGGGUGAAACAGACACUCAGCCACAGAAGGAGGAAAGUGUCUACAACGUGGCUGGUGGAAGUGAUGUUGAGGGCCUCAUGGAAGAGUACAAACGUAGAAAACAACUCUGUGCACUGCCGUUGUCAGCUAACGCGGAAAAACGUAAAAACCCUUUCAACCAAAGGAAAACCUCAAUUGAUCCUCCUCUAGUCCCAACUGAUCCUCUUCCACCCGAGAUUGAGCAACAGAGGAAGAACAGCAUAUAUAAGGACAGCGAGGCUCACAUGGCCGUGUGGGCGGAGAUGUUGGUGUCGGUGUUUGACCUGUUGUCACAACUGGACGACUCCAGGUUCCGCACACUGCUGCCGCUGCUGUUCCACGGCGUGCGCUCCCUGACUCAGCACGCCACACACCCCACGCUCAAACACGCCAUCGCCUCGUUCUUCCACAGGGUAGCGCUGCUGUACGGGUUCAGUCCCGAGUAAAAGCUUUACGAGAUGAAGGCUCUUGCAACGGUUCGUAUUUGUUUGUGAGCGAGUUGGGAUCGAAAUGUAGUUUCAGGUGAGUUGGAGUUUUACAACGUUUUUAAAAGUAGCUAUUCAACUUUUUGUGUCAAAGUUUAAUUCUGUGAAAAUGUGAGGAUAAAGGAUAAUUGUGUUUUGAAACCAAACUGUUUAAAACAAGGGCUAAAAUUUGAAUAACCAAUUUUAUUGCUACUCUGAGUAUUUGAUUAUCUUUUACUUUAUAAGUAAGUCAUCAUUUGUUACCUAUUUAGUAACAAAAUAAGAUUUAGGAUGGUCUCCUAUAAAAAAAAAGUAAAAAAGGCAGUGGCAUUAAAAAAAAACACAUUAAUUAAACUGGAUGCAAAUUACUUGUUUAACUAUCCAAACAUGUAGUUUUAGAGACUAUUGCGGCAUUUUCCAUUAUAAUUAGUAAAAAACCACAAUCUUCACAAUGUUUCGGGAUCUGGAAUAUGAUCUUGUCCUUUUAAAAUGAGAAAGUACUUAGAAGACAACCAGCUUAGAUUAGUCUAGAUUUGUUUUAUCUAAGGGGUUUUAAUGUUCUUGUUUGACUACUAUAUACGUUCAUAUUUUUUCACACAUAUUGAUGAUUCCUCAGCUUUAGUUGGGUUAUGCUUGAUCUUAAUAUGUAGUAGGCCUGAUGACAGGGUAUAACUUCAAAUCCCAAAACAUUGUUAAAAUGUUGCUAUUCCCAAUCGUGAUGGAAAAUGUCUGCGAUAAUGUCUUAAAUAGCAUGAGUUCACCACUCGCCAAAUAUAACCUUUAAACUUGUCCAAACUUUCAAAUAAUACCAAAAACCUUAUCCUCAAAUUCCAAGCAAGUUAUCUUUGGAAGUUAAACCUUUGCAAGAGCCUUAACUUAACAGCACUAACGCAAGACUUGUUGUCUAGUCAAUAUCUCUCUCUUGCUUCUAUUUUAUACAGAAGACUACUAAAUAAUUCAAACCAUCUUUACAACUGCAGUUUUAAGUGUUGUUGGUUUUCCAAUCAGCUUUGGAACUUAACAAUAAUGGUUGAAAGAAUAAUUUAGCAGUCUUAAAUAUCUUGCAACUCUCAAUUAUUAGUUUUAAGUUAUAAGUAUUUUUCUUAGGUACGAAUGAUAAGUCUGGUAUGGCCUAUAAAGUAUUGCAACAUUCCAAUUUUGUUUUUGUUUUCACUUCUACACACUGUACUAGCACAUUCUAGUCAAUUAUUUGUUUCCUUUAUAUAAUACACUUAACCCACC
Messenger RNA from Macrosteles quadrilineatus (aster leafhopper), 7570 nucleotides. Its product is annotated as brefeldin A-inhibited guanine nucleotide-exchange protein 3-like. The transcript has 32 exons. The record is from RefSeq and is a predicted model, not a curated record. Lineage: Eukaryota; Metazoa; Arthropoda; Insecta; Hemiptera; Cicadellidae. Bases 122 to 6310 code for a protein of 2062 amino acids. Gene Ontology annotation, molecular function: guanyl-nucleotide exchange factor activity. Gene Ontology annotation, biological process: regulation of ARF protein signal transduction.